AUGAGUGGUAAAUCGGGACUGAGCGUUGAAGACUGGUCAAAUGCCUGGGAAAACGACGUUACUCCUUGGCACGUGUCCACAGUCAACUCUGUCUUCGAAAAAUACUUGAAGAGCAAAUACUUGCACGCUGAAGAGAGCAAGAAACUCAGCUGCUUCUUUCCCCUCUGCGGCAAAUCCAUCGAUAUGCUUUGGGCGGCGAAGCAAGGCUGCCUGGUCCGCGGCUCCGAAUUCUCUCAAAAAGCGAUCGACGAAUUUUUCUUCGAAAACGCGAUCGAAACCUCGCACUUCGGCGGCUUCACCAACUCCGAAGAAGACUCGCUCAACAUCAGCUUGCGGCCGGGGGACUUCUAUCUUUACCCAGAAGACGAGAAGUUUGAGUUCAUUUUCGACCGUGGGAGUAUGGUCGCGAUUGACCCAAACGAUCGGGAGAAAUAUGCGGAGAAGAUUUUUAAUCUACUUCAAGAUGGCGGGAUUGUUCUCUUGGAAGCGAUUCUUAGGGAUGAGUCGGAGAUCGCCAACGGGCCGCCAUUUCACUUGACCUUGGAGCAAGUUAAAUCGGCUUACGAUCAAUUCGGGCUCAAAGUCACUGAACUAGAAACGCGCCACGCAACCCAAGCUGGACACGGUCAAUUCACGCUGCUCUACCUUCAAAUCUCCAAAUAG
Molecule: messenger RNA, 663 nt
Organism: Oikopleura dioica
Lineage: Eukaryota; Metazoa; Chordata; Appendicularia; Copelata; Oikopleuridae
Source: the annotation of a GenBank genome assembly